ACAAGUAGAAGCGAAAAAAUCUCAGAUGGAAAGAUUGGCAAAAGCUUUCCGCACAAGCAGAAGGUCCAAGAAACUGAACUAUGUCGAAUGACAAACUAAACGAGGCAGUUCUCAACGAUCGAACGGACAAAGAUUUAAGAAGUCCGAUAUCAGUUAACGAGACAGACAAAACAAAGCAAGCAAAGGUGACCAGCGAUAUUAUCAAAGCAUCCAACGAAACACAAGAUGCCUCAUUACGAAAGGUGACAAUGCUAGACAUUAUAGACUAUUACAAUUAAACGACGAUCCUUUGUACACAAUUCGAAUGCCAAACAACAACAAUCACACAUCAAAUUGUUCCACUCUUUUGUAGGAAAUCUCGGAUAGAUGUUCAACUCUCGUGACGAGCCAUGACCAAGGGCAGCAAGUUAACGACGUAGCGAAAUUGCCAGCCAUUGCAGUUCUUUAUGAAAUCCUAAAACAACUUUCAAGUAAGUGGGAAAAGAGUACAUAUUGUAGUGAAAUAUAAU
Paramuricea clavata is the source of this 509-nucleotide messenger RNA. NCBI's taxonomy places the organism in Eukaryota, Metazoa, Cnidaria, Anthozoa, Malacalcyonacea, Plexauridae. The record is from the annotation of a GenBank genome assembly.